UGUAACAGGUACAGUAACAUUCUAUAUACUGGUGAUCCUGGAGUCACUCUGUCUGUUACAGGUACAGUAACAUUCUAUAUACUGGUGAUCCUGGAGUCACUCUGUCUCUAACAGGUACAGUUACAUGCUUUAUACUGCUAGUCUGUUGAAUUAAUAUCUACUGUCCAUUUCGGUCUAGAAAUUGGAUUUGUAUGUAUGAAAUAGAUUGAAGAAUGAAAUUAGUAUGAGAAUGUCUUGCAUCAUGUGAUUAAACUAUGAACAGGUGAUUCAGGGUUUUAAUGUUGUGAUCUACUCCAGCUCUGCAGGUGAAGGUGACUCCACCACGGUGGGCAAUGUCGAAGACUCUGACCUGUAUCACCACCUGUACUCUGACUGGUAACCCCACCUACAUCUGGUACAAGAAUGGACAACAUCUAGAUGAGAGCACCUCCCCCCAGUACAAAUACUCAGUCUUCAGUAACUAUGACGACAGUUACUCCUGUACUGUAAAAGGCCAUGAGGAUCUCCACUCUCCUGCAGUGUGUGUUCAGGAUCAGGACUGCAGCAGAGUAACUUACACCAAGAGGAGAAUCUGUGUCUUGAAGGGGUCAACAGUGGACAUAUCCUGUACUUAUGUUGGUUAUUAUUCCACCACAUCAACAUUCUGGUUUAGAAGUGAUAAGUCGACCCCUGAAGACCUAACCAGAGACCCAGGGUAUACAGGUCGUGUGAAGUACACUGGAACAUACAGAGGUCCCUUCACCCUGAGAAUCACAGAUCUGAGAGAGGAGGACUCAGCUGAGUAUCGCUUCACUUUUAAAACAUACAACGUUGAAUGGGGUCAUAGUUUCCCAGGAACAACUCUGUCUGUCACAGGUCUGCAGGUGAAGGUGACUCCUGCUGCAGAGGGACAGAAGACACUGACCUGUAUCACCACCUGUACUCUGACUGACAACCACACCUACAUCUGGUACAGGAAUGGACAGAAUGUACAAGAUACCUCCUCCCCCAUGUACUCCAUCAGCAGUGAGGAUGCAGACAGCUACUACUGUGCUGUAAAAGGCCACAAUGGUCUCAGCUCUCCUGCAGUGUAUAAACCAAAGACCUCAGUGUCAGUCAGUCCCUCUGGUGAAAUAGUGGAGGGCAGUUCAGUGACUCUGACCUGCAGCAGUGAUGCCAACCUACCUGUGGACAAAUACACCUGGUACAAGAAGAAUGGAGGUGACUAUCAGAGGACGACAGGACCACAGCAUGUCUUCAAUCAAAUCCAGUCAUCUGACACUGGAGAGUACUACUGUGAGGCCCAGAAUGAGAUGGGGACAGACAGGUCUAGGACCAUGAACAUGGAUGUGAAGUGUGAGUAAAGUACAGCUCAGUGUUUGAAUGAUAAGGU
Messenger RNA from Salmo salar (Atlantic salmon), 1372 nucleotides. NCBI's taxonomy places the organism in Eukaryota, Metazoa, Chordata, Actinopteri, Salmoniformes, Salmonidae. The record is from RefSeq and is a predicted model, not a curated record.